This is a messenger RNA of Lymnaea stagnalis (great pond snail), 18873 nucleotides long. Lineage: Eukaryota; Metazoa; Mollusca; Gastropoda; Lymnaeidae. The record is from the annotation of a GenBank genome assembly.
GACGCUACUGACUCAAAAUAGUACAACAAUUGAAAUGACCUACAAUAUGUCGUGUAACACUUAUCAUGUUUUCCAUUGUACGGCUGAACAAGAAAAUCAUUGGUCUGGCAAGACAAUCUCUAUAUAUAAACAUUGUAAGUAACAUCUAUGAUAACCUGCAUGCUAAAAUAAAGUGUGAUCUUAAAUGAUAAACAUAACUUAAUCUACGAAUCUAAUAUUAACAAAGUCAAUUUAGCGACUAAUAGCUUAGUGUAUAUGAAAUUUGAAUGAGAAAACAAUUUUUUAAUUAGAUCAGUUACACAUUUUUGUGUGUGGAUAAAUUACAGUUUUCUUAGUCAAAUUAGGAUGCAUGUGGGCCAGAGCAGCAAUUAUCAAUGUAUAAAUAGUUCACUUUCAAAAAGCCUUAUGUGAAUUUCGAAAACACUAGUCAUGCCCAUCCGAUCACGUAAAUAUGCAACGUGCUACUGCUUGCAAUUCAGUUGUAUGAAAUUUUAUUAGGGCAAUACAUAGUUCAUCUUCAUUGUUUGAUAACAAUAUUUUUUUAAACCGAGCAAAAGCGUAAUCAAUCACAUGUAAUAAUCCGAUUCCAUAGUACGCUAGUAAAGAUAUUUAUUUUUCGCUUGGCUUCUUUUAAAGCUUUCAAACAUUUUGAUGUGAUGACCAUGGUUUCAUGGUAGAGGCAAUAAUCACAACGAUAACCAAAGAUAUUUGGUAUGUGCACAGCAUUGAGUUAAUCACUAGGAUUAUAAGCUGAAGUGUUAUUAUGACUUAGUUUGUUUUUCAUGAUAUUAUUAUUUUGAAUCUAAUUUUUGACACUGAUCAUCAGUUUCAUUCCUACCUUUAAUUUUUUAUUAUUAUUUUUUUUUGCACAACGCAACACCCUCUAACUAAUACUUAAUUGUUGUAGAGAUUAUUUAAAUGUAUUAAUAAAUAUCAAUUUAUAAGCAAACAGAGUGCAUUGCAUUUAAUAAGUGAUAUUUAUUUAUUUUUUUAUUUAGAGAUGGAUAUAUUUGUUAUUUUAAUUUUUAACAGAUAAUAUAAAUCAGAACAAAUGAAGAAUGAAGAAACUUGAGUCUCAAUUGAAUAGAAAUAAUUUUUUUGUUAAAUGAAUAAAGCUACCAAUUAAAAAAAAAAAUAAAUAAAAAUAAAAAAAAAAAAAAAUAUUUUAAUUUUUAACAGAUAAAAUAAAUCAAAAAAAAUGAAGAAUGAAGAAACUUGAGUCCCAAUUGAAAAGAAAUAAUUUUUUUGUUAAAUGAAUAAAGCUACCAAUUAAAAAAAAAAAUAAAUAAAAAUAAAAAAAAAAAAUGUUGUCCCAUAGCUAGUGUUUUGAUCACGCACAAAAAAUCCAAAAAAAAUCACUAAAGUGACAUAUUAAAAUCGUAUCGUUCAGUGUCUGAAGCAUAAUGCAGUUAAGUACCACUGCAAAACAAAUAAAAAUUUCAAACUUCUGAUCUUAAGAAUGAUAGGUCUAUCAAAAAGGUUAUAAGAUAAUAGCAAAUAAUGCUAGAUGACGUGUGUGUUUGUACGUGUGUGUAUGUGUGUUGGGGCGGGGGUUAUAAUUAUUCAAAAUAAUCAUAUUCUUUAUCAUAUCUUUUAUACUUAGUAGGCCCUAACUGAUAAACCAUAAUUAUAAACUGUUAAAUCUAGAAGGGAAAAUGUGUAAUUAUUGGAUUGUAAUGAUUUUUGGAAUUUUUAAGUCAAAUUUAAUAAUUUUUGAAUGAGUGGCACCCAACAAUUUUAUCUCCCUUGAAAUGUUAGCAUUACUGAACGCUUUUUUUCUAAAAUCUAGGUUACUGUGAACGCUUGUGUCACAUAUAGGCCUAAUAAUGAUUUACAUGGGAGUUAAAAAAUGAGAAAAUUAUCACAUGUAAUUUAUAAGAGUAUGAGCACUUGGGAAUAGGAACCAAUCAGAGGAGUACAAAGGACGAUGGAGAAUAUAGCGGUUGUGGUUAAGACCAUAUUAUUAAUUAUUAUGUGAUAAGAUAAUGAAUCGAUUGUGAUUGUGACGUUAUCAAGUAGAGAAGCUUUAUUCUAUGUAUUUUUUAAGAUCCGUACAAGUAUUAUCUAUCUGUGAUUAUAUUGUGAUUGUGUAUUAAUAAAGGAUAGUCACUAUUUCAUUUGAAGCUACAACGGCUCUAUUAUUAUAUUUAUAUAAGAUAGAUCAUAUCAUAACUAGAUUGUGGUAGACUGUGAGUGAUUGAAGACGGUACACAGACCACCAAUCAAUUUGGUGGCAGCGGAAAAAAAAAUAUAAGAAAGUGAAUAAAUAGGAACGUAGACAAGUGAAAAAGAGAACCUAAUCAUAAUUCGAAGCGUCUACACAUUCGACGCGCCGGACAAAUAGUGCUGGAGAUAUAUGUCCGGCGGCCAUGUCACGUGACCGCCGGACGACAAGUGGAAGAAAUUCUUCCGGCGGGCACGUGACUGCCCCGCCGGACAACUAGUGAAAGAUAUUUUUCGGCAGUAUACAUGUCAUGCAACAAGUGGUCGCCGACUAAAUAAUUGCAUUGCAUUUGAUAUUAACAUAUUGUGUACAUAUUUGAGUCAGCUGAAUAUUUGAAUAUUAAACUAGUCGGCCUAUACAUUAAAUAGUAGUACUAUUACUACUACUAGUCUAUUUGAUUCUGACUCUUCAACGAAAAAGGUCCCUUAUCUUGCUUAAACAUCUUGUAGAGCUCUAGCUUGAAACCUAAAUUUAAAAUAUGAACAAAAUAAAAUGAGACCAGUACAUUUCAAUACACCUAUAUUAUGUCAAUAAAGCUGUAUUUCAGAAUUUGUAUUUACUAUUUCAUGAGAAGUAGGUUAGGUUUCCACUACAUUGACCCUUACAUUAAGGAUGUAGGGUCUAUUUAUUUGUGAACUAUCGGCCUCCCCGCCUUAGACGUAAUUAUUUAUCACCCUCAGCUUCACUGAUAUUUUUUGUUAUUACCUUAAUUAUCUUUCCAUCUCAGCAUUGCUUCCUUCUAAAAUGCAUUAUUGCUUAACCCCCACUUUGUUCUGGUAAGAUACCCAAGUAUGUUAUUCUAUUAUUUGUUUGCAAGAUUCUUAGUAAAUUACUUGGUAGAGAAAUAGAUUUUAAAAUUAACAGUUUUGAAUCAUUCGCAGUCACGUGGCAAGGCAGACUGACAAAUAUCUCUCGCCCCUUUGUUACUGCGGUCAUGUGACUUCGUCGCCGGAUAGAUAGUGCGGGAGACAUACGUCCGUCGCUACGGACGUGUAGACGCUGCCAUCAUAAUUAUAUCCAGCUAUUGUUUUCCUUCGGGAACAAUCAGCUGAUUUAAAUUCAAGAUGGCGGAAGAUGGUCGUUAAUGUGUACAAGAUUCUAAUACUACUACUAGUGACUAGUACCACUGAUAUAUCUGUGAGGGGAUUAGUUAAUGCAAUUUCAGAUUUAAGGAUAGCCAUCCCAAUGCAAAAUUUAAUUUAAAAAUGACAUUGAGAAUAUUUUAUAUUCAAUGGGAAACCAUAAAAGAUAAUAUAGCAGUCUUCCAGAAAGAAAAAAUACAAACAGAAACAACUCAAAUAGUGUAUUUAAUUGCUGGAGUUGUGGAAAAGAGGGACAUUUAAGAAGACAAGACUGGAAUCAGGGCAGGAAAUUCAAUUAUUCUCACAAUGUUAGACAGGAAAAUAACAGAAGAAUAUCACCUAAUAACAAUCCACCAAGAAAAGCUUAUGAAAGAGGAAGAUAAGCAUAUAAUCAUACUGUAGCCAAUAUGUUGAAUUGUAAAGGACAGUUAAGUUUUUACCCAGCUUAUGUGAAUGAAAAAUAAACAUUAUGUCUCAGAAAUACUGAAUGUUCAACAAUUGUUGUUGACAGAUCAUUAGUGAAAUCAGAUCAAUUCACUAAGUCAAAAGAAAAGAUUAAGUUAGGAGAUGGAAAAAUUAUUUCUUGUCAGACAGCGUUUAUUAAAAUUGAUACACCUUUGAUAACAGGAAAAAUUCAAGCAGUUGUAAUGGAUAAAAUUAAAACACCAUUAAUAAUAGGUAACAUUCCAGAUGUGAUACCUGACAAAUAGUGAAAUUUUAAUGAAAUAGUGCUUGAUGAGAAGACAACAAAUAAAACUGCAUACUUCUACCAAGUUAGAAAAAGAAGAUUGUCAAGAUAAUGAAAUAGAAGAAAAACAGAAUGACAGCAUGAAGGAAAUUACAAUGAGCAAAUGGAAUGGCACUGAAAACAUGGGAAAAUACUUACAUAGAUUUAAUGCCAUUGCUAGAAAUGAAAAGUUAUCAGAUCACAUGAAAGCAAUUUUACUUAGAGGAAAAAUGAUAGGAAAUAAGAAACCAUACAAGAUAACACAAGAUAACAUUGGAAACUAUGAGAGCAUGAAAGAAGAAUUAAUUCACAAUUUAACAGAAAACAGAAAGAACAAUGAAAAGAAAAAAACAAAUAAUCAGCAACAUGAUCUUAAACUUAAUGUGAUUACAAGAGCACAACAAAAAGAAAAUGUUGAACAGGAAUCAGAAUCAAAUGAAAUAAAGGAAACAUGUGCAACCAUUAUGAACAUAAGUAAGAACAACUAGUGAAAGAACAGAAAGAGGACAAAAACUUAUACCACUACAUCUAAAGAGUAGACUGCAAGCUCAACUCAUAACAGAAGCAAAUAGGUCAAAUAGGUACAUCAAAGAGACAGAACAAAUAUGUCUUAAGAACAAUAAAAGACUUUGCAACACGAUAGAUCGAGGCUAUAACAUUAAGAGAAAUUACAGCGGGGAGCAUUAGUCAUGAACUAUUAUUAAUUUGACGCCAAUGGUGCCAAGCCAUAUCGACACUAGUUGAUCCCUUGGGUCCACCACUGCCGUGGAGAGGGGAUAUCUGCUGUCUGGGCAGCAGCUGAUUCUCCAUACUACUUCGCCCAGGCUUUAUCGUCACUGGAGAGGACACUUCCGCAGCCCCGAAUGGUGUGAACACAACACGGGGGGCAGCAGUUACCGGUUUUAAGCCAUAGCUCAAUUCGCUUAGAGCUAGGCGCCAGGGGUUGCUUCUGAUGGUGGAAGAGAUAGUCAUGUCUCACAGGGUGUGUGGAGCUCAAAGGCCACAAAAACAUGCACCUAGAAAUAAGAAAAGAAAAGAAAAGAAGACCCCAGCUCUUCGACUAGCAAGCUGGAACGUGAGUACAAUGUGUCCGGUCAUUAUUAACGACCUGCAUAUCACAAACGAUGCAAGGAAGACAGCUAUCAUUGAUAGAGAGCUUAGCAGGCUAAACAUUGAUAUUGCCUGUCUCCAGGAAACUAGGCUCCCUGAAUUUGGUACCAUAAGAGAACACAACUACACUUUCUUCUGGCAGGGUGGACCAAUGGACGCACCAAGACAACAUGGGAUUGGUUUUGCUAUAAAAAACACACUCUGCUUCUCCAUAGAACCAACGACACAGGGCACAAAUAGAAUACUAACUAUCCGACUACCAACAUCUUCAGGUUUAGUCAACAUCCUCAGUGCCUAUGCCCCAACCCUUUCCUCCAGCUCAGAAGCCAAAGACCAGUUCUACGAAGAUCUUAAUCAAACAAUAGCCAGCAUACCAACAACGAAGCAAUUUACAUUUUGGGUGACUUCAAUGCAAGAGUAGCAAGCGAUCACAUGGCCUGGCCAACAGGACACUGUCAUUUUGGAAGAGGCAGGCUAAAUGAAAAUGGGCAGAGACUAUUGGAACUGUGCUGCCUACAUGAAUUAUGUGUAACUAACACCUACUUCAACUGUAAGGGUAUCCUUAAGUGUCAUGGAGGCAUCCCCGCUCUAAACACUGGAACCAGUUAGAUCUCAUAAUCACAAGACGCACACAACUGGCCAGUGUCCUCCUCACACGCAGCUACCACAGCGCAGACUGCGACACUGAUCAUUCCUUAGUGGCUAGCAAGAUAAGGCUACAGCCAAAGAAACUGUAUCACACCAAAAACAAGAGUAAACCACGCAUAAACAUCUGCUCCACCAAAAACCCAGAGAGAACAGAAGUAUACACCCAUAGUCUACAAGAAACUCUUGUACAAACGCCACCAAUGGACACUAUUGUGUCCAAAUGGUCACAUCUUGCGGAUACUAUCUAUAACUUGGCUAUCACGGCAUUUGGAAAAAGAGAACGCAAAAGUGCAGAUUGGUUCGAGGCCCAGUGGCAGGAAAUGAAACAUGUCACCGAUGCAAAAAGAAAGGCCCUCUUAGCUUAUAAAGACAGACGUUGCCCAGCACUUCUACAAUCGCUUAAAAGCGCCAAGACAAAUGCCCAGCAGGCAGCUCGCCACUACGCUAAUACAAACUGGCUAAAUUUAAGCUCCAGCAUACAAUCAGCUGCUGAUAGAGGGGAUGCAAAGUCAAUGUACGAGAAUAUAAAGCAAGCAACAGGCCCUCUGAUCUCUAAGACUGCGCCCUUAAUGUCCAAAUCAGGGGAAAUUAUUACUGAUCGAGAUAAACAACUUAAGCGGUGGAUAGAGCACUACUUGGAAACAUAAGCAACGAUAAACCAAGUCUUAACCACUGCCCUGGACGAUAUCCCAGACUUGCCGGUCAUGGAGGAGCUUGAUACCCUACCCACAAUAGAAGAGCUACGUAGAGCCAUCGAUUGUCUCGCCAGUGGGAAAGCCCCGGGCCAUGAUGGUAUCCCACAAGAAGCUCUCAAAUGUGGAAAAGGAGUACUUUUACGGCCCUUAUACGAUCUCCUUACUCUGUGCUGGGAACAGGGACAGCUACCACAAGAGCUGAAAGAUGCAAAUAUCGUUAUAUUGUAAAAAAAUAAAGGAGAACAUAUGUUGCUCCCUGCACUUCUCCUGCAGCUGGCGCAGAGAGAAGAUCAUGUCUAUGGUUGACCUACCGGCGCGAGAACCACUUUGCGAUUCUGGGAGUACACGCGAUGCUAGGGUCUGAAGGCGAGGAGGGAGAUUCCACGAUAGUUUUUGCACAUACUGUCAUGAACAACAUUUUGUUUAGCUCAAAACAAUAUUUCAGAAGAAAAAAAGAAUUUAGGCCUUAAGCCCAAAACAGAAUAUUGUAAAAUGUGUGUAAUAAUUCAGAAAAUUUUUAUUCCCAAUCGUAUAAAUGGUAAAGUAGCGCAUACAGGACGUAUAUACACACAUUAAUUUUUAUAUGUAUAAACAUUGUUUAACAAUAAAAAGAUACCAUUUGCGCAACUACUCAAGGAAGCAAUCUGUCUACCAUCCAUACACCCAUAUAUUAUCAGUACAUUCAUCCAUCCAGCCAUCCAUCCAUCCGCCCGUCAAUUUAUCUAUCUAUCUAUCUAUCUAUCUAUCUAUCUAUCUAUCUAUCUAUCUAUCUAUCUAUCUAUCUAUCUAUCUAUCUAUCUAUCUAUCUAUCUAUCUAUCUAUCUAUCUAUCUAUCUAUCUAUCGAUCUAUCUAUCUAUCGAUCGAUCGAUCUAUCUAUCUAUCUAUCUAUCUAUCUAUCUAUCUAUCUAUCUAUCUAUCUAUCUAUCUAUCUAUCUAUCUAUCUAUCUAUCUAUCUAUCUAUCUAUCUAUCUAUCUAUCUAUCAAUAUAUCUAUCUAUCUAUCUAUCUAUCUAUCUAUCUAUCUAUCUAUCUAUAUAUCUAUCUAUCUAUCUUUCUAUCUAUCUAUCUUUCUAUCCAUCUAUCAUCUAAGAAAUUCUUCACCCAUUGCUAUUUUAAAAAUUAAAUUUUCGCUGGUGUAAAAUGAAUGAGUUUGAUAUUCAUGGGUAUAAUUGUGUAAAUGUACUUAUAUUUUGUUACCGUCAUUGGUUUUCUUGAUUGGUGAAAUUAGAUAAAGCAUCCAUUUUACCAAAUUGUAACAUCAUUGGAUUGAAAGAAAUUGCUAUCCACGUAAAAUUGUACACACCCUAUUUCCUAACCCACCUAAGAAGGUUAAUUAUUUUUCAAAUUCAUUCAUAUGCGUAUCGUAUGCUGCCUUGGGCAAAUGAAACUAUCAUUAAUUUUCAUUAAAGUAUUUUUUUUUUAAAGAAUAAAAGUAAAAACUCAUUAAAUGUUAAAAAUACGAAGCUAAAAAUGUGUUUAAUUUUAGAAAAUUCCAGGAAUUUCAAAAGCAAUAUAUUAUAUGUAUUAAUUUUACUUUUAAAAGGGGAAAUACAUUAUCAGUUUUGUCACGCACCAUGAUAAAAUAUUUUAAAAACUUAGAGCAAACACGCUAUGACGUCAUUUGCUUAAUUAUUUUACUGAAACUAAUUUUAUUUUUAUUUUGCAAUAUUAACAACGCACUAAAAUACGGUAUAAGAAUAACUGAUCUUUUGGUUUUUCCGAUAAUGUGAUUAAGUUGCAAUUCUUAGAUCAUAUUAUUUUGAUUAAUAAAUUUGUUCAUUACUUUUACAGUUGGAUAAAAUGCUUAAAAUAAUUCCUUAGUUGUUACUUUAAAUGUAGGCCUAUUUGUAAUUUAUAAUAAUAAUACUUACUUUUUCCUAAAAUAAAAUUGGAAAUAUAAUAUUUUUGGCGCAUGUAAAUUUAUUCGAUUUCUUGAAAAUAAUAGAAAAUAACUAUGAUUGUUUAUAGGAAUACGAACGUACUUAAAUAGUAUCUCCCUUUUGGAGUUAUGUGACUCUAGCUCAAUCUUAUAUAUAGAAUAAAUGACCCGAAGUUAUCGGGAUAAUAAUGGUAGAGCUUAUGCGAUAAUUUCUGACUGCUAUUGCAAAAACUCAUCACAAUUCAUAACUUUAAAAAUGUAAUGAUAUUUACGUUCCUAAAAUUAUUACGUUUUGAGAAGUAUUUAUAUAUUAUAGGCCUAGCCCACUCGUUUUCACGCUCCUAAAGUACUUUUUCCCCCUCUAAACAUGACCUUAAAUUACACAGUCUAAAUUAUUACUAAUUAUAUCACUUUUGUCCCUUAAGAAAUUAAUUUAGGGAAAAUUAAUAAAUUUGAGAAAUACUUUAUAUUUACCCUUUUUUUAAUUUUUUUAAAAAUUGCCUUAAAUUUACACCAAAACUGUUUAUAUUAAAUAAAAAUAUUUUUAUUAUAGGAAUUUGAUAUAUAUUGAUAUCUUCAGCAAAAGUAUAAACACAUAUUUGCCUUUUUAACAAUAUAUAUAUUAUGAUAAAACAAAGAAUUCUUUUAUCUAAAGAAGAAUCGUGCAACCGUUUUUCAAGUCUACAACAGAUUUGAGUGUUGUUGUUUUUUUUUAAAUUUAAAUGGUUAAUCCCAUAAAAUAUAAAUAUCUUUACUUUUUGCAAAGUAAAAAAAAAAUAUAUUUUAAUUUUUUGAAAGUAAAUAUUAACCCAUAUCUAUUUUUCAAAAUUAAGUUUUCAAGUGUGUAAAAUGAUUAGGUUUUUAUAUUCAUGGGUAUACUUAUAUAAAUGUAUCCACGAUUUGUUAACGCCAUUGAUCUUCUUAAUUGGUAAACAUACUUAUAUUUGUAAAAGGAGAGAGUAACAUCUCUUUCUUCACACUUGUAAUAACAUCGGAGUUAACUAUGUUGUCAUUAAGGUGAAAAUGUAUACAAACUAUUUCCUACCUCCGACGUGUAUUUACACAAAAAAAGUAAUUAUUUAUCAAAAUCAUUCCUUUAUUUUGAGAAUGAACAUAUCCAUAUUUGUAAAAAGAGAAUGUAACAUCUCCUUUUUCACAAAUGUAAUACCAUAGGAGUUAACUUUUUUGUCAUCCACGAACAAAUGUACACAGCUCAUUUCGUACCACCCACAUGUAUGUCCCAAGAAGUUUAAUUAUGUAUCAAAAUCAUUCCUUUAUUUUGUGACGUAUCUUGUGCUGCCUGGGGCAAGGUAACCAACCCCUCCCCCACUCAGAUUUAAAUAAAUUUAGAAAAAUCUUCUACCGGAUUGUUUGAUUUGAUAACUAUAUCGUGCUGGUAUCCAUGCCACUUUCUUUUUUGUUUUCGUCAUAAGUGGGUUAGUCAAUGCUAUUUGUCUAUGGAGUUGCGCUGCACUGUUUGACUUAAGCCGCAUUUUCUUUUUAGAAAUAUAUUUAAAGGUUAGUUUUUAUUACGUUAUAAUUUUAAUAUAUGUAUAUGUUUUGGAAUAAAAAAGUAAAAACUUGUUAAUGUUAAUAUACACAGCUGAAAUGUGCAUAUGUUUUAUUAACAAUUUAAAAGCUACCAUUUGUAUUUAUUAAUUUUACUUUUAAGAGUGAAAAUGCAGUAUCGGUUUUGUCACUCGCGGUUACUAAAUUUAAAUAAACCUAAUAGUUUGGUAGAAAUAAGCUAUUCGCGCUAUGACGUCAUUUGCGUGAUUAUUUAGAACAAAUUAAUUUAAAAUUUUAUUUCGCAAUAUUAACAACGCACUAAAAGACGCACUGAAAACAACUGCUGUUUGGGUUUUUCUGAUAAAUGUGAUUACGGUGCGAUUCUUUGAUCAUGAUUUUUUUUCAUACGUUUUAAACAUAUAUACUAUGCUUAAAAUCGUUCCUUAGUUGAUACUUUCAAUGUAUUUGUAAUUUAAAAUAAAAAUACUUAAACGUUUACUAAAAUAAAAGCAGAUUUGAAAUAUUUAAAUUUAUUCGAUUUCCUUAUAAUAAUAGAAAAUAACUAUGAUUUUUUUUAGGAAUCCGAACUUACUUAAAUAGUAUCUCCCUUUUGGUGUUAUGUGACAAUAAAUCAUUCUUAUUUGUAUACAAACAUACAUAUAUAUAUAUAUAUAUAUAUAUAAAUAUAUAUAUAUAUGUAUGUAUUGACAUGCCACUAAAAUAGUAUUGACUUGCAUUUAUGAAUGAUGAUAUGUUGCUAUAAUUGAGACUUACUUUCUCCCAUAUUAAAGCUCCUAUUUUAAUGUAUUGUUAACAGAAAUUUACGUCAAAUGACCGUUGUUGUUUUAUUUUAAAUUUGCAACAUAAGUCUCACCUAACGUCUCUCGAAAAUGAGGAAGUGUCACAAUCAUAUCACGUGAUACUGCUCUAUGUAUAUUUUAUUUUCAAACAGCAAUAAUGUUUUCUCUAGGUUUUUCAGCAUGUUUCGCAACACUUUUGUCAGCCAUGAAUUCGCUCCGACGCAUUUCCAAAUUAAUGUUAUGGGCGCAAAUAUGCUUCUGUUUUUAAGUAAUAAGUGAUUUGUUGGUAGAGCUGGCUGCAAGUAGCUCCAUUCUUUCAAAUGUGAACACUAUUGUUACUACUUUGUUUAUUGUGUGGUUUUUUCUUAACACAUCAUAUAAAUAAUUAAAGAGUACUUUAUUUCAACCCAUUUAGUGACUUAUUUAUCAGACUUCAGAACGGUGACAGUGAACCCACACUGCUCCACACGGGCAAUAGUGCCCUGUCACGUCCCGACAUUACACUGGUCUCUGCUGAGCUCGAGGCGAAGACCCAGUGUGAAGUACUAGAUGAGAUUGGCAGUGACCACAAACCUACCCUCAUUACAAUCUGUCUUUCACUUAUAAGACCUAGAUUUGCUAGGAGACACUGGCUGUUUGGCAAAGCCAAUUAGUGAUAGGAUCAUAGCUGGUGAUUUUAACGCCCAUAUGGGGGAUAUGGGCUACCCUGACACUAACGCCUCUGGGCGUUAUUUAGAGGAGGUUGAGCUCACAACCAAUCUUAUCAGACUUCAGAAUGGGGACAGUGAACCCACACUGCUCCACACGGGCAAUAGUGCCCUGUCACGUCCCGACAUUACACUGGUCUCUGCUGAGCUCGAGGCGAAGACCCAGUAUGAAGUACUAGAUGAGAUUGGCAGUGACCACAAACCUACCCUCAUUACAAUCUGUCUUUCACUUAUAAGACCUAGAUUUGCUAGGAGACACUGGCUGUUUGGCAAAGCCAAGUGGUCCCUGUUCCAGGAGCGAACAGAACGCAUGAUUGCGGAGUCAACUGAGACUCCCAAUACAUCCAAAAGCAUUGACGAUGCAUAUAACGACUUUGUGAGUGGUAUCCUCACUGUGGCAAAACAAACAAUCCCGAGAACAAACGGGAACCGCAAGUUCCGUCCUUUUUGGAAUAAGAAUUUGGCGAGGUUAGUCCGUGAACGAAAGAGAGCCCGGACCAAAGCCGGUAAGUUGAAGACGGCCGCUGCUCGAGCGGCUUACAAUAAACUGACGGCAGAGGUCCGGAAGGAGGUCGAUAGGGCCAAAAAGGAAAAAUGGGUUAGUUCAUGUGGAAAACUCGACCUGAAAGACGGAAAAAAGGUCUGGCGAUUGAUGGACUCAUUAUCCUGCACGGGAAAAAUCAGGAAUCUGCGACCGUUGCAAACGACGACAGGCACGGCUACCACAGAUGCCAAAAGUGCCGAUGCCCUAAACAAGCAUUUUGCAAAGAUAAAUCGGAAGCAGAAAGAGACCAGAGAGAGCCAGAACCUUAACCGUCUCCGGCGUAAUGGAGAAGUGGCCCAGAAGUGGGGGCCGCAUGCUGAAGUUUUCACCGCACCUUUCACUUUGGCCGAAUUGCAAACCGCCAUUAACAAGUGUGACGCCGCCAAGGCACCAGGUCAGGACAAAAUCUGCAAUGAAAUGAUUAAAAACCUUGGCCCAAUAGCAAGGACAACGCUAUUGGAAAUUAUCAACAGAACAUGGGUAACGGGAAUCCUACCCAAAGCUUGGCUAAGCGCUACCAUUGUCCCUAUUCCCAAAGAAGGGAAGAAACUCGAUAAACCUGAUGGCUACAGGCCGAUCUCCCUGACAUCGAUGUUAGGGAAGGUGGCCGAGAGAAUGGUCAACCAGAGACUCUACUGGCACUUGGAGAGCACUAAGAGUCUCAGCCCAAUACAGGCGGGCUUCCGCAAGGGAAUGCAGCCUGUGGACCAAGUGCUCCGUCUUCUCCAGUCCAUAACAGAUGGGCUCCAAAAGAAAUCCCAUACAGUGGCAGUAUUUUUUGACCUCAAACAAGCCUAUGACCGAGUUUGGAGGUCCGGUCUAUUGUUGAAACUGCAGAAGUUGGGAGUAACCGCGAACAUGUACAGGUGGAUCUCCGGUUUCCUCACAAACCAGACGAUAAACACGAAAUUCGGCGGUGAAACCUCCAGGAAGAGGACACUUGAGGAAGGACUCCCGCAAGGGUCUGCCCUCAGUUGCACCCUCUUCCUUGCGUACAUCAAUGACCUGCCACAGGUGCUAACGACUAGCUCUGCCAUGUAUGUGGACGAUUUGGUAAUUUGGAGCACCGGGAAGGAUGUCCACCGCCUGCAAACGCUAUUACAGCAGGACCUCUCUGCUAUCAACAGGUACAUGCGGUGGUGGCAUCAGGAAAGUAACACCGAGAAGACGGUCUCUCACUGUUCACAAAUGGGCGGACCAUUCUCAAACAGGAGAUCGAGCUCAAGGUGGGCGAUGUAGCGCUAAAGUGGGACAAACAACCGGUCUACUUGGGAGUUAAGCUGGACCAAAAGGUACAAAUGCAUAAUUUUGUACAGGACCUCUGCUCCCAGGCGACCGCCAAGCUCAACCUGGUGAAAAAAUUGGCUUGCACAAGUUGGGGCGCGAACGCAAGUACGCUUAGAGCUCUCUUUCUAAGCAGUGUAAGGUCGGUGAUGGACUACAGCAUGCCGGUCCAAUCCUUUGCAAGCAAGACCGCACUGGAAAAACUGGGCCGAAUCCAGAAUCAGGCACUGAGAUUCAUCUGUGGCGCAUACAGGACUACUCCCACAGCUGCUGUAGAAGUCUUGGCCAAUGUAGAACCGCUACAAAUUAGGAGGGAAAAAUCCAUCUUAAAUACCGUAGAGAGGUACCGACGGCUCGGUGAAAAUGAACCAGCCUUUCAAAUGCAAAAUAACUGGGUGGGUGGCAGGAGACUAAAGAGGUCCUCUUUCAUGCACCAGGUCGUGGAGCUGGAGAGGACAGUCCCCCUGCCCCCAAAUAGAGAACGUCUGACCCAAAUCCCAGUUAAUCCGCCUUAUGCGGAACCCUCACGCCCCUCCAUACAUUUGGCCUUGACAGAUGCAGCAGUGACGAAACGAAGCCCUGAACAUGUACAGAGAGUGGCUGCCCUUGAGACCAUGGAUGUGUUCACGCACAUACCUGUGAAAGUGUUCACGGACGGCUCUGCUGACUUUAGGAAAAAAACUGCUGGGUACGGUGCGCUUAUUCAGUACCCAGUAGGUGGACCACCCAAUGAAAAACUCUCCGGGCCUUGUGGGACUACAGCGUCAAACUUUGACGCGGAGCUUAUAGCUAUGCACAAGGCCUUGGAGAGAGUCCGUAUCACUCUGGAAGGGACGGAACAUGCGGGGCUCGAUAUUGUCGUCUUCUCAGACUCAAGAUCCGCUCUUGAGAUCUUGGAGAAGAGACAGGGUACCACAAGCUUGGUCGACGUCAUUCACAACGACAUAUGCAGACUUGAUGAAAUAGGGUGCAAGGUUGAAAUGCAAUGGAUACCAGGGCAUGUCAACAUCAGUGGCAAUGAGAUAGCUGACACUCUGGCGAAAACCGGGGCAGCCCAGCCUCAGCCAGAAGUACCAAUGACUUUCUUGGGAGUCAAAAACUGGCUGGCGGACCACUUCAGGCAGAAGUGGUACAGGCAAUGGGCUGACAACACGACCGCCAGAGGCGUCUAUUCGAACUUGCCUACUCCUAGCAAACAAGACCCAUGGUGGGGGUUAGGUCGUAGAGUGCAGAGUCUAGUAACGCAGAUGCGCACCGAGCACUGCCCCCUGCGCACAUAUUUCUGGAGGUUGGACAACAACAGAGAUCCUACCUGCCGGCACUGCAGCCUGGCCCCAGAGACCUUAGAACAUCUGUUGACGGAGUGUCCCGCACUAGAUCUCCCGGGGGAAGCCAGGGCGGUUGGAGGAUCCUUUGUGAGGGAAAUGUUGUAUGGCUCAGCUCAACAGAUGGAGUUGAUAGCCAAUUUACUAGCCGGGGUCAUAAGAGAGUAAUCUCAGACCUUCACCAGAAUAUGUGCGUUAGUUAGUGACUUAUUUGAAGCGCGAUUGGUUUAGAUCACAUCAGCAGAAGGAUACAUGAGUUUAAACUUUAAAACUGCUCAUUUUGGCCGUUCAGAGGGAACCUACCACAAGAGGACAUUUUGCUACAAGAGCAGCAUAUAUUUAUAUUAUUGAUGCUGCUAUAGUCGACAUAGACUUGAUGCAUUUGGAUAUUAUAUUCGAAACAUUUUUCUAAUGCACAUCAUAUGAGGAACUUUAAGGAUCUGUUUUAUAUGAAUCCCAAUUAGUUGUCACCUAGUAUGUUUUCAGAGUAUGGAUCUGCCUUUUGACAAUUGUUUUUUGUGUUUUGUAUUUGAUAUUUAAUUGGGAAAUCAUCCUGUUGUUUGUGCAUUUAAGUUUGAAACCUUUCUUCCAUUUUGGGGUUAUUAGUUCUGUUGUCGAUUGUGUUUGAAUUUUAUAUCAUUCCCAAAUUUCUGUUAUAUUUUUUGUGUCUGGGUGUGCAGUUCUCUUCCUAUAUUUUUAAUAUGAGCCACUGUGAAGAGGUAUUCUCUAGGUGUUUUGUUGUUGUUAAUGGAAUUGGUUAUAUGACUGUAUUUUGUUCCAAAGCUGGGAUGUUUACUAAAUGGUAUUGUCGUCAAUGAGGUAAUUGAUGAUAGUCGUCUUGUACAUUGUCUGCUUCAAGUGUGCCCUAAAAUUAUUCAGCCCGCCUGUCCCAUGCUUUAUUAUUUUCUUAAAUUAAUUCUUAAUCAGCUCUCUCACAUUUAAGGUCUUUCCUGGUAAGCAUUAUUUUCGUCUCUAAAGUACAUUCCUUUAAACUUUCAACUCUCGAUAACUCUAAUUUUAUUUUAAUUUAACUUUUACCUAUUUUUUCUUCAUACACAUUUUCGUGACUUUCCAUUGUCUCGCAUACCUUAUUUUUCUUAGUAUAAUUGGUCAGUCCAUGCAUGAUGAUAAAGCAAAUUUGGGUUCUAUUUUUGCAAAACCUAUUGAAACCUAUUCUUUAAAAAAAAUAUUAAUAACCUUUUUACCUAAUGAAACAAAAAAAAAUACAUAUAUUAUACAUGUCUUAAUAUUUUUCUUAUUAAAUUUAAACAACACUAUUAUAUUUUUCCAGGUCCUACACAACUGAAAGAAAAAACAAAACACUCAACAUUUCAGCUGGAUUCAAUGAUUAACAAAACUUUAUUAAUUAAACUACACGUUUAUGGCUAUCCCAAGCCCACAAGAUAUUCAUUAAUCAAAAAUGGCAAUCUGUUAAUAAAAUUUGAUAAUGUCACUGCUGGAAAUGCUUUGGAUUCAAUUUAUAUGAUCGCAUAUCAAGAUGAGGGUUCGCCAUAUGGAAGAGUGAAUUUGCGUUUCAAUUUCUUGGACGAGAAAACAUCGGGUUACUAUGUAUUUAGUGUUGACAAUGGAAUCGUACCCCAACUUAACUACAGUUUUUCCGUUCACACAGGUAUAUAUACGAAAUUAAUAUCUUGCAUCAAAAACUUAAUAUUUAGAUCUUAAAAUAAUUUUUUUAGAUCUUAUUUUGCCAUCUGAUCGCAUAAUCAAUGUAACUCUGGAGAUUUGGUGGAGAUUUGGUGUUAAUAUGUCACAUGUGAACGGUAAGUGCAAUCAUGAAAAGCUUUUCCUAGACUUUAUCAUAUCUUUUAUUUCAGUAUACAACAAUCACUACUAUAUCAAUAAUAUUUUAUAAAUAAGUCACGAACCUUUUUUUAUUAAGUCAAGACAUGACUUAAAACCAAGGUGGUAAACUCUGGCCGAUGAUUCUUACUAUUCAGCCCUGAGAAGCUGCUCCAAAGUAACCGUUUCGUCCCAACUACUUCGGAAAUUAGUUGCGUUGUGGAAAACCACUGUAGAAUCCCUCUUAUAGGGCGUCUAACACUUCCGUAAGAUGAGUGGAAGAAGCUUUUAGGACGUAAAAUUUUCAAUCCCGACUCCUGAGAAUUUAAUUACAGUUUAAUUACGAUCAGAAUGACGAGCUUUAUUUAGUUUAUCAGCGUCGCAUUAAUGCCUAGUGAUGUAAGAGGAGCGUUGAUGGACUAUGACUACGACCUGCUUUACAAUCAGUAUUAGCUUUUUAAAAAAACAAUGCCCUCAUAAACAAUCACUUUCGUACAUCUUUAAACAAUAUACAAUUUAUAAACACUAACUGAUUUUUUCAGAAUAUAACAGGAUAUAUGCAGUGAGUUCCAAAAAUAUCCUACGAAGACAUAAUUUAUGUUUGUAACAUCAGAGAUCGGUCGAUAGAAUCUCAAGUAAAUACACCUUUCAAUCGAAUAUAUAUCAGAUGUCUGUCGAAGAGUUAUCGAAACAGAUAACUACUGAUCUGACCACUUAAUGAACGCUCAAAAUUAACGGUGUGAUCAUUUAACUGCUGUCUGUCAACCCAGCAAUUUUAACAGCAUAUAGUUGGUCAUUGACGAACAUCCUUCAGUAGGUGUCCCUAUUUUUGGAUGCCAAAGAAAAGUACUUAUUAUACUACUGAGAAAUCUCCAUUCAAAGAGGAUAUUAUACAAUGGUACUCUAAUUAUUGUAAGGGAUCUUCUGUGCAACCCAAUCAGUCUUGAGAUCAUUUCAGUAUGAAAUUACGGUGACACACUUUUUAACAAAAGCAUUGAUUUGACACAAAAUGACAUUGAUCUGCCCUUAAGUCUUCGAUCUCGAAAAACUCCUAUAACGUCUCAUACAAUAGCAAUUAAUAAAUUAAUCUUAUGUAAAGACAUUUGGCCCUAUUAGAAUUGCUAUUACAGCUGUCGUAAUUUCGCAGGGACAGAAUUAUGUUCAAAUUGCCUUUAUAAUGAAGUAACAGUCAAGGGAAAGUGCAAAUUCAACCAAAACUCAAACUACUGCAAGAUGAACCCGGAUUUGCAGUCAAUUAUGAUUUUAAUUAAGUCUUCUACAUUUGACUGUAUUUCAAUAAAAUGGUGUGCAAGCAAAUUAAAAUGUGAAAGAUUUUUAAGCCAAAAACGCGUUAAUAAUUUUUACGCAAACUAUAAGAACAAUCUUGCUUAAACUUAAAGAGCCCUGCUAGUGGUUCGCUUUUACCUACUUUUAAGAAAGCGCGUAAAACAGCCAUUUUACUAAAAUCAGAGAAUCUGAAUUGCAUUGCCAUUGUUGUUUUCCAGGGAUUUCACUAACAUCAAGUUAUGUGUUAAAAUAUAUGGUGCAUUCAUUAUCCCAAUAAUCAAAAUUCCGUUAUAAUAUUUAUGUGAAAUGUUCCAUGAGUUUGAUAAUUAAACGUUAAGACAUACUAUUUGUUUAUUUGUCAAAUAAAAUUUAAGUAAUAUUUUCAGGCAUAUUAACCAGUACACUUCAGCCUAAUGUCGUUGCUUUAGUUGUUGGUAUUGGAGCUGCAGCUGCUUUUCUUUUAUUCAUUUUUGUUAUAUGUUAUUUUAGGAAGAAAGGUAUGUAUACAAUAACACAUUAUUGCUUGUUGAUUGCUAAUAUGUAAAAAUAUAUAAACUGUUAAACAUAAAACAGCAGUACUUAAAAUAACAGGUACAUGAUAUUUUUUAAAGUAUAUUUUUGCACAGAGUCAAAAUUAUGGCAUCUAAUGCAAUGAGCUUAGAAAAUGUAUUUUCGUAAUGGAUUGGCUGACAUUAACGUUAAUAUUUAUUAUUUUUAAAAAUCUAAAAGAAUUAUGCAGAUAAACGCAUCUUUAUUUUUAAAAAUAAAAAUGUUUUUAAUUUCUUCUAUAAUUAUUUUUUUUUUAAUUUUAAUUAAUUGAUUUAUUUCGUUUAAAACGUUUAAACUAUUGUUUUAACAGUAUCUUGCUAUCAGACGAAUUUGCAAAGUAAAUCGUCAUCUGAUUCAUACGAGGGUAUUGUUUAUGAAGAAAUUGAUUUAAACUAUGAAAGUCAUGGCAACCUACAAGCUGGCAAUGACAACCAAAUAACAAUUGACAGUCAAAAAAUGCAAGUAGAAGUUAUUAUACUAUAGACGAUGCUAAUGAUAACUUUGUGACAUUAAUAAACAAUAAACACGAUGUGUUGGACAAAGACUUGAAUGUAGAUUACACAAAAUAUAAAAUACCUGGAAAGUUAGUAAAAUGGGAUGCUGAUUAUUUUAUGGUCAUACGAUGAAUUAUUUAUAUAUGAAAGUAAACAGAUAUUAGUGUGAGUGAUAACAUCACAUUAUAGGAAAAUAAAUACAUUACAGC